Molecule: messenger RNA, 345 nt
Organism: Peronospora belbahrii
Lineage: Eukaryota; Oomycota; Peronosporomycetes; Peronosporales; Peronosporaceae
Source: the annotation of a GenBank genome assembly
AUGAGUGAUGGCACUAAAUUGAUUGGCGUGAUUGGAGAUGAAGAUACAGUUACGGGAUUUAUUCUUGCAGGAAUUGGACAUCGAACAGCCGAAGGAACGAAUUUUCUCGUCGUAAAACCGACUACACCUAUUUCUACUAUUGAAGCCACCUUUCGAUCACUCACAAGUCGUGAUGAUAUUGGCAUUCUCCUUAUUAAUCAGCAUGUAGCUGAAGAGAUCCGUCAUUUACUUAAUACGUACGACAAGACAAUUCCAACAGUGUUGGAGAUCCCAAGUAAGGAUUCACCCUAUGAUCCAAGCAAAGAUUACAUUAUGAAACGUGUCAACCUUAUGCUUGGAGAAUAA